Labrus bergylta (ballan wrasse) is the source of this 3025-nucleotide messenger RNA. It is a transcript of the gene ppp1r1b, whose product is annotated as protein phosphatase 1, regulatory (inhibitor) subunit 1B. Gene Ontology annotation, cellular component: cytoplasm. The record is from RefSeq and is a predicted model, not a curated record. Lineage: Eukaryota; Metazoa; Chordata; Actinopteri; Labriformes; Labridae. Gene Ontology annotation, molecular function: protein phosphatase inhibitor activity. Gene Ontology annotation, biological process: intracellular signal transduction.
UCUAAGCACUUGCCUCAUUCACUCCAGCUGCACAGGUUGCAAGUGAGGGGAGAAAAGAGAAAGAAAGGAGGACAGGAGAGCAAGAGGAGAGAAUAUUAGAAACUGCUGGUGAGGGAGAGAGGACAGGAGGUGAAUAAGAGAGGGUCUGUGCGGUUUAUUGUGUGAAGGUGUGAGGGAGUGAGGAGAGAAAGGAAAAGUCUUCCAGGAGUGGGACUUAUCAGGAGUGGGAGGUUCCUCCAGGGAGGAUCUUCGGUAGCGACCUCUCCUUUUUGCUGGGAGUCUGUCCCCCGGGGACCCCAUCCAGAGCCAUGGACCCCUCCGUGUCGACUGAGGUUGAAGGGGAGCCCAAGGAGAGGAAGAAGAUCCACUUUGCGAUUUCAUCCUCUGCGCCCACAAACCUGGAUCCUCGACAAGUGGAGAUGAUCCGGCGCAGGAGGCCCACACCUGCCACGCUGUUCAGAGUAGCUGACCAAUCAUCUCCUGAGGAUGAUCAGUCCACCCACCAGUGGGUCGUAGGAGAAAACGGAGUACUCAAACCCAAACGUGUCAAUCCAAACGUGUACCAGCCUCCCUCACUCAAAGCUGUCCAGAAGAUGGCUGAAGCACACAUGCAGAACCUAGGUGUCUACCCCCCUUUGGAAGACCCCUUUGAGGUGGAUGAGGAGGACAUCUGGCAGAGACGGGAGGAGAGGACACCUCCCACUAAGGCUGCUGACCAACAGGAGACGGCGACCGCCGAGCGCUCGGUCAAGUUUUCCAGCUUGAGCGAGACGGCCAAGCAGACCCCGGCAGCACAGGAGGAAGAGGAGGAGGAGGAGGAGGAGGAGGGAGGCAACAUCAAAGAAGCCACAGAGGAGAACAGUCGGGGGAGUAACUGAGAUAGAGAGAGAGAGGGAGAGAGAGGGAGAGCAGGGCAAACAUACGGAGGGAGAGUAAGCGUAUUUAGUGAAAGGGUUCAAAUCUGAAGCGCUCAGAAACAGACGAGCAGAGAGUGUGGGGUUAAGUGGACGUGAGUGUGUGAGGAGUUGUUGAACGAUACUUCCAUGAAACCAACAUGUGAGUGGAGCUAAGAUCUCUGUACCUUUGAAGGUCGAGCAGGAUUAAAGAGAGGACGUAUUAGGGCCGGUCUGAGUAUUCGGACUCGACCCUUAUGAGCAAGUGGGGAAUGAUGUACUAACAGAGCAGCCUGCAGACGCCACUUUGGCCCUCGUGUCCCUUUGUUUCUAAUGAGAGUGGAUGAGUGAAGGUCAACAUGACCAAACACCCUGUAAGACCAGUCCUCCCUCUACCUUCAUGCUUCUGCACACAGCGAAAUGUUCCUUUAAAGAGGAACACAUCAAUCACAGAGUACACACACACACACACACACACACACACACACACUUUCAACCUCUCUGGGCACAUUCAUAAUAAAGAAUGUCUCCGAUGUGACCUUUUCAAUAGUUCCUGAAGUCAUUAUAAAUAAACACUGACAUGCAUUUUCAAAGCACAACUCAGCAUCGAUCUAAUUUGCAGCACACUAGGUGUCCAGCCCUGUGAGUAAAUGUGCAUUUACUGCCACCUUGUGGUAAGAAAAGUGAUACUCCAACCAUUGACCUUUUUUGUCAAGUUGUAAAAAGUUCUUCUAUUUAAUAGGCUCAGGAAAUGAUAUCCAGUUGAAAUGCUCUCUGUAGUCAACUCCAGUCGUUCGAUGAAUUCACUUUCUGUGUGCAGUUGUUGCUGUUUGUUGCGCGUUCCACUUUUUCAUAUUCCUAACUUAGCACGAGGGAUUCAUGGGAAACGUUGCAGCUAUAAUUCCAGGACGAUUGUUCAAUAAAUGUAAUCUCUUUGAUAUCAGACUGACUGCUUAAAAGUAAGAACUGACUGAACCACCAUGUUACUGCAUGUGUACAAAUCAACCAGGACUUUAAUCUAGCAACUUUAAAAAAAAAAAAGAAAAAAAGAUGACUUUAAUUCAUGUUUAUUUAAUUGAUUCAAAUGUCAGUAGGGAUUAUGAUUUACUGACCUUUUAGUUAAAUGUAUAAAUACUGAAUAUCGGUUGGAGUAUCACUUUAUGUAUGACUGAAUAAUAAACACCAACAUGUUGUCUGUAAUUGCUUAAAGGCAGCGGAUGUGAUGGUCAUUUCAUCUCACUUUUAAUAAAAUGUAAUCUUUAAAGGGCAAAGCUACCUCUUAUUUGUUUGUUUAAAAAUAAUAAUAAUAACCAUAGCCUCCAUGAAGCAUCACACAUCUGAACUCUUUUUGAUCUGACAACAUUUUGAGGAAUCAAUCAAGUAUAAUGUACAUUCUUUACCAUAACUGUCGACUCAUUUUGGGAUUUUUCAGUGCUCACUGAUCUCCUUUUGUAUGUUAACACUUUUCUAUUGUUAUCUUUUUGAUUAUUGCCUCACGAUGAAUAUGUCAUGGAUCUAUUGUAAGAGCUAUUUUUCUAAUAGAACAUGCAGCGUUUGAGAAAGUCUACUCUGUCUCGUUUCUACUACUGUCUAUACACAACACGCAGUCUGCAUGCAGCACAAAGCCUGAAACCAGGCUCGGCUGGUGUGAAUGACAUGUGAGCUAAACAGUCUGCACUCACUUUUUCUUGUCUUUUUAUCGCUGAAAUAAUUUGUCUCUCUUUUGUCUGCGUCUGCAACAACUUGUAAAUGUUUUAGUUUGAUCUGAUUAAACAUCAAAUCUGACUGAAGAUGCACGAUCUGAUGCAACAGGAUGAAUAAAUGCUGUUUGCAUCCUCUGGGUUGCAGUUUGUGUAUAAAAACGGUGUGAAUCUUUAAAGACCUCUGGCCUGCCUGUCCUGUGGGAUGACAGGACGAGCAGCUGACACUGUCCUCCCGUCCUCUGUCCACCUCCCCUCUCCUGCUGGGCCAGAAGAAAGCAAACAUGGAAAGACAAGUGUGAACUCUUAACACCUAUUCUUCCUUAUUUUAUUUUAUUUUUUUCCGUUUUAUUGCUUCUCAAUGUGAUGUGGUUGUUUCAAAGUGAGCAACAAUAUGAUAUCAAAUAAAGAGUUUUCCUUUUCGCCUUUAAA